CAGUAUUAACAUUUUAUUUUUGGUGCUACAUGAGCUUUGUAUUUUUGCUGUUGAUUUGAUCUGUGGGUUUUUGCUAUUCGCUCAGUAUGCUUCACAUGCAGAUUUUUGUGGUUAAUAAAACAAUUGUGAAAACAGCAGCUUAAGUGAUUCUUCUUUGUGAUUCAUGUCGUUUUUGGUUGUUAGGUUGGCGAACUGUGUGAAGCGUGUAGGAGGUUUAACGCCACAAAAGGAACUAUGUGACUAACAGUAACACUGAGGCAUAUUUAACACUGAGUAGAGUUUUGAUUUGACUAGUUUAGUCUUACGGUCAGGGUCUACAAGCUGUGUGUUUGACAAAUGCACAGGUCAACGUGUAAACGUACGCUCACAUGUUCCACUGACAUGUUGUCUAGACCCCGCUUCACCACAGAGCAUUCAGCGCUGCAGUGGCUAUUAUAAGACCACGUGAUUCCUCUGAACUAAAAAGCGUACCCCUCACUUAGCCCACAACGGAUGAGUGUAUGUUUUAUUGGUAGCGCAUAACGGUAAAGCCCACCCCCAAGCUAAGGUAUUUUUCCUACAUACAGUCCUUUUCACACAUCACUCACAAAUGCCUGCUGGAUGAAACACAAUAGCUCAAGGACAGAACAGCAUCCAUUCAUCCACCUCAUCUCAAUCCAUUUUACAGGAAUGUGGGCCGGCCUUGUUAUUUACCUCUUUCUGCCCAUCGUGCAGUCAUGCACUCAAGGUAAACCCAAUGAAUGUGCAGAAGCAAGCUUCGCCCCCGGGUCCAACCUGGCCGGAGAAGGAUACGAUGUGACCAAGAUGCAGCGCAAGGGAGCCUUUGUCAUUAACACGGACGUCUGGAGGCGAAAGGAUAAAUCGUGCACUCUUUGCAAGAACCCCUACAUGGAAGGAGCACAUCAAAAGCUUCCCACAUCAGUGAUAGACUGGAGAUCCAGCAAAAAGUGCAGCAUUCAAAUAUCAAGUUCCCUGUACCAGUCCAGCGAAGAACUGGUCAGCGCCAGCACUUCCUCCAUUGAAAACAACUGGGGUGCAAAUUUGGAUAUAGAUGUUAAAGAAAAUAAAGGCUCAUUCAUUUUGGCAGGAACUAACUCGAAGCUGGCUGAGUACUCAAUGGAGAAGACCAAACGAGACAAGUACAAUUUCGCCAGUCAAAGCAUUUCUUGCUCAUUUUACAGCUAUAGGGUCUCCAGCAAGCCUGUCCUCCAUCCUGAGUUCAAGCGUUCUUUGAAGGAGCUUCCCAAGAUGUACAAUCUUGAUUACAAAAAGCGUUUUUACAAGUUCAUUAACACUUAUGGAACCCAUUACAUCACUAAGGUAAAUCUUGGUGGAAGCGUGCACUCUGUGACCAGUAUCAGACAGUGUGAGAUCGCUCUGCAGGGCUUAAGUGCAGAUGAAGUGAAGAAAUGCUUGGACGUGGAGGCAAGCGCCAACGUUCUUGGCAAAGUCAAUAUGAAAGCAGAAAACAAGCACUGUAAUGAAGACAAGGACAAAACCGAGAGCAAAAACAGCUUCUCCAACCGCUUUAGUGACAGGCUGACCGAGGUGAUCGGAGGUCACACAACAGAGCCUGAGCUCCUUUUCUCUGGAGGAAAAGACCCAUCAGCUUACAAAGAAUGGCUGGAGUCCCUACCACAAAACCCAGACGUGAUUUCUUACUCUCUGGAGUCCCUGCACGAGCUGAUCCCCACCAAAAAUCCAGUACGCAAGCACCUGCGCCAAGCCAUCCAUGACUACAUCCUGGAAAAGUCCCUCUGGAGGAACUGCACCGACUCUUGCAAAGCCGGCGUCAAAACCAACCCAAACAACCCAUGUGUCUGCACCUGUCGCAACAAUCCUGGGAUCACACCAGACUGCUGCCCAUCCAAGCGUGGACUUUCUCGGGUACAGAUCACGGUCGUGAGGGCUGAAGGCCUGUGGGGCGACCAAACCACAGCGACCGACGGGUACGUUAAAGUGUUCAACAAACAUAACAUUCAAGUCGGACGCACUGAUAUGAUCACAAAUAACAACUCACCCUACUGGGGGAGAACCUUCGAUCUGGGUGACGUUUUCCUGGCAGAGAACGAAAAGAUGAAACUGGAGGUGUGGGAUGAAGAUAGUAAAUGGGAUGAUGAUUUGCUGGGAACCUGUGAAGUACCUAUAAAAGCAGGUCGGAAUGAAAAUUUCUGUAAUUUAAAUCACGGUCUGCUGUUCUACAAAACAGAAGUGACAUGCGCCCCAAGUUUGUCUGGCCCCUAUUGCGCAAACUAUGUCGGUUCUCCCAUGAACUUUCACCUGGAGAAGGCAUACACAUCGAGAAAUGCAAGACCUGUCCCGGCAGAAAUACUCAUGAGCAAGGGAGUACUUCUGGACAGGCUUUAUGUAUAUCAAAAAGCAAAUUACAGUGCUAAAACUAUUUUGUAGUAAGUUUUGGCUUUGGAUCUGAUUAUGCGACUAUUCGAAAUAUAACUUGAUUCUUGCUUUAUUUAUCACUGUUAGAGAGACAUAAUAUAUUCUUUGGUAUUUCUCAACUUUAGAGACAAUGCACAAUACAUAUUUAUUAUCAGCUGUCUUAUUGUAAGGUUUGCUAUGCUUGCACUGGCAAUUUUUUAAAAACACAUCAUAUACAGUCAAAUUAAAAAAUAUUCAGACACCUUCAACAUUGCUCACAUACCCACAGUUUAUUGGCUACAGUUCAGAAAAUGGUACUAAAAUAUGACAAGAACUCAAAAGUUAAACUGUGUCAGAACAAAUUCGUCUUGAUAAUGUCAGAUAACUUUGAAGGUAUGUAAUGGAUUACAAUCAAUCAAAAAUUAUUUAGACAACUGUUAGUAUGACAAUAUUUUUAUACAGCUACCAAUACUUUGUUGACCAAUGGCAAAACAUGGUCAGGUCAAAGUGUCUUUUUGAUCACAGUUUUUUAUCAAUUUUAAUUUUUUACAUUUUUGGGUAUAAUAUGUCACAAUUCACUUUAUUUUGCUAUUCUCACUUACAUAAAUUAACUAUAAUGUCCUGAUCAAAAAAUGAUAUCCGGUGUCUGAAUAAUUUUUGGUUUGACUGUACAUUGUAACAGUCUACGAAAUACAUUAUUUAAAAUUAUUUUUGUUUACUAUAAGUAGCAUAAUUUCAUAAUUUUCACGUCAUUAUAUUUUAUUUAAUUUAGGGCGGUCAAACGAUUAAUCGUGAUUAAUCGCAUAGAAAAUAAAAGUUUGAGUUUGCCUAAUAUAUGUGUGUGUACUGUGUGUAAUUAUUAUGUAUAUGUAAAUACAAACACAUUCAUUUAUAUAUUUAAAAAAUAUUUACAAGUAUA
Molecule: messenger RNA, 3295 nt
Organism: Labeo rohita (rohu)
Lineage: Eukaryota; Metazoa; Chordata; Actinopteri; Cypriniformes; Cyprinidae
Gene: prf1.1
Product: perforin 1.1
Exons: 5
Coding region: 601-2409 (602 amino acids)
Biological process (GO): immune response; leukocyte mediated cytotoxicity
Cellular component (GO): membrane attack complex
Molecular function (GO): calcium ion binding; pore-forming activity
Source: RefSeq, a predicted model, not a curated record